Messenger RNA from Drosophila biarmipes, 737 nucleotides. RefSeq names its product pheromone-binding protein-related protein 6 (gene Obp83b). Gene Ontology annotation, molecular function: odorant binding. NCBI's taxonomy places the organism in Eukaryota, Metazoa, Arthropoda, Insecta, Diptera, Drosophilidae. Gene Ontology annotation, biological process: sensory perception of smell. Bases 18 to 446 code for a protein of 142 amino acids. The record is from RefSeq and is a predicted model, not a curated record. The transcript has 3 exons.
UUCAUUGUAGUUUCAAAAUGAUCCAAUACCUGGCCCUGCUGGCAUUUCUCUUCGGCUGUGCGGCUGCCCAGCAGCCACGGCGCGAUGCUGAGUGGCCUCCGCCGGCGAUUCUCAAGCUGGCAAAGCACUUCCAUGACAUAUGUGCACCCAAAACAGGCGUAACUGAUGAGGCCAUCAAGGAGUUCAGCGAUGGCGAAAUACACGAGGACGAGGCCCUCAAGUGCUACAUGAACUGCCUCUUCCACGAGUUCGAGGUGGUCGACGACAAUGGGGAUGUCCACAUGGAGAAGCUUUUCAACGCGAUUCCAGGAGAGAAGCUACGGAACCUACUGAUGGAAGCCUCCAAGGGAUGCACGCAUCCUGAGGGCGACACUCUGUGCCACAAGGCCUGGUGGUUCCAUCAGUGCUGGAAGAAGGCGGAUCCUGUCCACUACUUCUUGGUCUGAGGAUUUGUUUGCAAUAGAAAUUGUAGGGGCUUAUUUGUAGAGGUUCUGAGUGGAUCAAUGGAUUUAUUUAAGUCACAGAUAGUAAGAAGUUGAGUUGUUUGCUUAGUCAUAAAUAAAUGGUGUCAGUAAGCAACAAGUAUAAUUUUAAAUAUUUUCUGGGCUUACUCUCUUUAUUGCUUUAUGGUGUCUGGGCUUACAAUGAAAUUUAACAAAUAUUUUAUUUUUUGUUAUUUACUUUAUAGUGGAUAAGUGACAUUUUAAUAAAUAUUUACAACAUCUAUUCUAUUUCAA